AGUGCAAGCAUCCCCGCGACACCGUCUCGAGAACACGCCGUCUCAAGCAGCCAGCACCGUCUCAGUUGUACCUCAGACAACAGCCGUAACCUCGAACCCUCAGACUCGCCCCCGAAGCUCCCCAAAAUGCACCUUGAGAUUCAGGUAGCGCUCAACUUCGUCAUCUCUUACAUGUACAAUAAACUGCCACGGCGAAGAGUCAACAUUUUCGGCGAGGAGCUAGAGAAGGCGCUGAAGGAGAAGUUCGAGGGCCACUGGUAUCCCGACAAGCCGAUGAAGGGCUCCGCGUACCGCUGCCUCAAGACGGGAGAUCCCAUCGAUCCUGUGCUGGAAAAGGCAGCCAGAGAGGCAGGCAUGGAGAUCCGGGAGAUCAAGGACAACCUGCCGGAGGACCUGGCCGUGUGGGUGGACCCCGGCGAGGUCUCCUACAGGAUCGGCGAGAAGGGCCAGAUCAAGGUGCUGUAUUCGGAGGCCGCCGAGUCCGCCACGCAGGAGGAGAACCUCGACAAGGAGGUGACCAAAACCUUCAACCCCGAGGCACAGUGCUUCAAGCCCAUCGACAACUUGAGUUCGUCCCUCAGCAACGUGUCGAUCAGCCCCAAGUCGACGUCCCCGUAUUCCGCCAGCUCGCCCACGCCGCCCUUCAAGCAGCGGGAGGCGUCCCCCAUCAGCGCCUUCCUCACCAAGAGCUCCGCCCCUCUCACCUUCACCACCGCUACCUUCGCCCAAACAAAAUUCGGCUCCACGAAGUUAAAGACGAGCACCAAGCGAGCCAACCGCAUGUCACCCACAGAGUUCUCCCACUACAUCAAACAGCGCCAGAUGAUCGCAGUGGCGGUAGCGACGGCCGGCUUCGGCAGCCAGUUCCCCCCGUCCAGGCCGCGCUCCCUCAGCCCCAACCCGCCGCUGGAGGCCCCCGGCGUGUACUUCCCCGGGGGCGCCCCCGCCGGAGGGGCCUACAACCCCUGGGGCCGCGGCAUGUUCGACCAGGGCUUCACCUCACCGUCCUUCUUCACCGAUCUGCUCCCCCCCGCCAGCCAGCAGGGACCCGCCCCCAAGUUCCCCAUGUACGAGCCCGUGAACGGAGGCAUGAUGGGCGGGGCCGCCCCUGGCGCUGCUUCCAUGGGCGCGGGUGACAAAGCCUCUGGUCUGAACGAGGGCGUGAUGGGCGUGUACCCAGCCUCCCAGUACCAGCACCUCCUGGUGGCCAACUAGAGGAUGGGCGGGCCAGCCACAGCACCAGCAGCCUUCCCGUUGUCUCCCUGACCCGCCACGGAACAAAAUCAAAAGGUGUCGCCUGAACAUGAGCGUGUCCCAGCAGGAGGACGGGCGGGCGUGUGGGCGUGUGGGCGGGGCAGCUGGCUGCUGGCCGUCACCGCCCACCACCGCACCAGCAGAUCUGACACCACCUGCCAAUAUCCUUCACCUUUUAUAAUUUUGUACUGCCUCAGGUAUAGACGCUUUUGGUUUAUAGUAUAAUGAAGAAUAUGCCCAUGUUUAAUAGAACAAUGCAGAGUUGCCCAAGGUUUAUCAGACUAAGGUAAUUGAAAGGUUGACUUUUCAAAGCCGAUGGUUGUGAAUCUGUACAUAGGUUAUGUUUGUCUGAACAUUUUGAGGGUUCCUGUAUCGUAGGGGUGAUCGAGAUUGUUCACACUUGUUGUAAGCAUGGAUAAGAUUACAUUGUUGUACAAUAUGUACUCUUUAUUAUCAUUAACAAAUAUGGCAUAUAUUUUUCUUACUUGUACAACUAUUAACUAACCGGUACGGUUUCUCUUAAGGUACGAAAAAUAAAUAAUUUUGUGAUAAGACGUGUGAUAGAAGAAUGUAGUAGCGGUCCAGUACAAAUAUACACCCAGUCUUGUUAUCAGUGUGGGGAGGCUCCAGCUUCAUUCUUCACCACGGAAUUUUAACCAAAAAGAAAUGAUCAACAGUUUAUCUUCACGCUGCUGUGGAACACAAAAAGCAAAGUAACAGAUGGGUGUACGCCGAGUCCUCCGAGGAGAGUCUCCAGUACACAACCAAAUACUCUUCUAGCUGGUGGGUCUCGCACCCUUCUGGUGGGCCCUGAGCCCUUUUGGUGGGCGCUGCCCUUUUCUUUAGUUCAUUUUGGUAACUAAAUCCCUACGUCCCGAAGAUGACACCAAGGUUACACCGCUUGACGCCUGGAUGGUGGCACCCGAUGGCACUCACACGUCCUCUUGAAGUUGUGCCAAGUCAGGCGUUUCGGGAAUGGCGUAAGAGUGCGUUCUGCUGACAUCAAGGUGGCUCGCGAGUGGCACUUGGGUGGUACCCCGGUGGCACUUAUGGUGGCGAGUGGCAUCGUCGACAUGGCACCGCUGCCGUGGCACCAACCUGGUACCCGCCUGCUGCCGGGGCACGGCACCCGCGGCCGGGCACUGGGCAGCAGGGGGUAGCAGCGUGAGGCCACAGCGGCUGGAGAGCGCUUGCUGGUUUUGUCCAAGUUAUACGAAGCUGUGACUCCUUUGGCACCAAAGUGGCCCCUCCGGUAACACUUGGGUGGCACUCAGAUGACAAGAUGUGAUCGAGGGUGAAUAUCUAUGAAGACGCGAGGCAGACGGUGUUGAUUGGGAGGGUCUUUGAGGAUAGCGUUGAAUAUUUUGCUGUUACAUGUUUUAUCUUCUCAUAUCGACAGUAGACGAGGAUAGAUAAGUAGAUACAUAGUAGCUGAUAACUCGCUGGGACAGAUUGUGCCCCCCGAGGAUUUUAUAUUGAAUGUUAUCUGUGUUAGUUUUCAGAAGUUUUCGGUGAUUGUGUGGAUGACGACGGUUAAUAUUUUGGUAAUAUUUCUACCAGGUGUAGCAUAAACCUUUUCUGUCUGCAAAGAUACUUUUGAACUCACCUUUCCUGUUGUGUAGUUUUGAAUUGGUCCAACGUACCAAUAGCUAUUACCAUAUGAAAUGCUGGCCGGCGAGAGAGCUUCAGAGCUGCCUCGUCUAGACAACAAGACUAUAAGAAUAUAUUUGUAUGAAGUGAAACGCAGCGCAGAGUGUUGGGGUCUCAGGAGAUG
Penaeus monodon (black tiger shrimp) is the source of this 3028-nucleotide messenger RNA. RefSeq names its product protein Tob1-like. Gene Ontology annotation, biological process: regulation of gene expression. The record is from RefSeq and is a predicted model, not a curated record. Gene Ontology annotation, molecular function: transcription corepressor activity. Gene Ontology annotation, cellular component: cytoplasm; nucleus. Lineage: Eukaryota; Metazoa; Arthropoda; Malacostraca; Decapoda; Penaeidae.